ACCCUAUUUCGAGAAUCACACCCUUACUCUCCUCCCCUUCGUCUCUGGCGGUCGUCGAGGUUUCCCUCUCUCCAGUUUCUUUUGCCCCCGCUUGUUUUUCAGCUAACCAAUUUCCUUUGCAGACUUCUCAAACCUUUACCUUACUACCUAAUUUCUAUAGGAAUCUUCUUCUGUCGCGGAACCAAUGGGAGAAACUAAGGACGAAGGAUACGAGGAAGAGCUUCUUGACUACGAAGAGGAAGAAGACAAGGCGCCCGAUUCCGUCGGGACUAAAGUCAACGGUGAAGCGGCCAAGAAGGGAUAUGUUGGUAUACACAGUUCCGGAUUCAGAGACUUCCUUUUGAAGCCAGAACUCCUUCGAGCUAUUGUGGACUCAGGAUUUGAGCAUCCUUCUGAAGUUCAACAUGAGUGCAUACCUCAAGCAAUCCUUGGAAUGGAUGUAUUAUGUCAAGCUAAAUCUGGAAUGGGGAAAACUGCUGUCUUUGUGCUUUCAACUUUGCAACAGAUUGAUCCUGUUGCUGGCCAAGUUUCUGCACUUGUUUUGUGUCAUACAAGGGAAUUGGCUUACCAGAUAUGUCAUGAGUUUGAGAGGUUCAGCACCUACUUGCCUGAUCUCAAGGUUGCUGUCUUUUAUGGUGGUGUCAACAUUAAAGUUCACAAGGAUCUGUUGAAAAAUGAAUGCCCUCAUAUUGUUGUUGGAACUCCUGGAAGAAUACUAGCAUUGACCAGGGAUAAGGACCUGUCUUUAAAGAAUGUUAGGCAUUUCAUUUUGGAUGAAUGUGAUAAGAUGCUGGAAUCACUGGACAUGAGGAGAGAUGUGCAAGAGAUUUUCAAGAUGACCCCUCAUGACAAGCAAGUCAUGAUGUUUUCUGCAACACUCAGCAAGGAAAUUCGCCCAGUCUGCAAGAAAUUUAUGCAGGAUCCUAUGGAAAUUUAUGUUGAUGAUGAGGCCAAGUUGACCCUUCAUGGACUUGUUCAGCACUACAUCAAAUUGAAAGAGGAGGAGAAGAACCGCAAGUUGAAUGAUCUUCUUGAUGCACUUGACUUCAAUCAAGUAGUUAUCUUUGUAAAAAGUGUUAGUAGAGCGGCUGAGCUGGACAAACUACUUGUGGAAUGCAACUUUCCAUCUAUAUGCAUCCAUUCUGGCAUGUCCCAAGAGGAAAGGUUAAAGCGAUAUAAAGGAUUCAAAGAGGGGCAUACUCGGAUCCUUGUGGCAACAGAUCUGGUGGGAAGGGGCAUUGACAUUGAACGUGUCAACAUAGUUAUAAACUAUGACAUGCCAGAUUCUGCAGACACAUACUUGCACAGGGUUGGCAGGGCAGGAAGGUUUGGUACCAAGGGCCUUGCAAUUACAUUUGUUUCAUGUGCUGCAGAUGUUGAUGUUCUCAACAAUGUUCAAUCAAGGUUUGAGGUGGAUAUAAAACAGCUUCCUGAGCAGAUCGAUACUUCUACGUAUAUGCCAUCAUAGUAGAGGUGUAUAUGAAGGCACGUGUUUAAAUUGCUCCCAAUGGCAGGCGUAGCUUUUGCAGAUUAUUUGCUUUCAGAUAAGCGACAUGAACCUUCAGAUGCGGAUUUUCCGCCAAGCUGAUGUCUCAAGUCCCGUUGUAGUUUUAUAGACUGAAGACCUUGACCUCCAUAAGGGUUUAUCAUGUUAGUUGCACGGUAGUACUGUAGCUUAUAAAUUUAAGAGAUUCCGUUAGUUGUAUUAUGUAUUACGUAGAUUUGCUCUUAGGAGCUGCAUUUCCUAUUUAUGUCAUGUUCGCCUUAUUUGGGAAGUGGGUGCUUGUGGCUGAAUGAGGUAUAUUGUCUUGACCGAUCAUAUAUUUUGGUGUGGGGAUGAGCUCAAUGUGGAGCCCACACCUUUUGGAGAUUGGUCUCUGGAGCACGGAAUUCGGCGUUCUGAAUCGAGAUUCAGAGGCUAAACCAUUCUUUUUUCUGUAAGCUAUGGAAGCUAAUUACCAUUUUGGAAGCUGAGACCUAUUUCUAUUUCCCCCAAACAAAAAUCUUUUGGAUACUUGUUUAGAAAGUUGUACCGAUUUUUAUUAUUUUGAGCAUAUUCGUACUGAUA
Prosopis cineraria is the source of this 2068-nucleotide messenger RNA. Its product is annotated as DEAD-box ATP-dependent RNA helicase 15-like. NCBI's taxonomy places the organism in Eukaryota, Viridiplantae, Streptophyta, Magnoliopsida, Fabales, Fabaceae. The transcript is spliced from 12 exons. Gene Ontology annotation, molecular function: ATP binding; RNA helicase activity; RNA binding. Bases 185 to 1468 code for a protein of 427 amino acids. The record is from RefSeq and is a predicted model, not a curated record.